Lodderomyces parapsilosis is the source of this 3120-nucleotide messenger RNA. RefSeq names its product Zn(II)2Cys6 transcription factor. The coding region runs from base 1 to 3120 and encodes 1039 amino acids. Gene Ontology annotation, molecular function: zinc ion binding; DNA binding; DNA-binding transcription factor activity, RNA polymerase II-specific. NCBI's taxonomy places the organism in Eukaryota, Fungi, Ascomycota, Pichiomycetes, Serinales, Debaryomycetaceae. The transcript has a single exon. Gene Ontology annotation, biological process: DNA-templated transcription; regulation of DNA-templated transcription. The record is from RefSeq and is a predicted model, not a curated record.
AUGGAUCCGUCAGAUAGCAUCGAUACAGAUAAACGAACAAAAGUGUCACGUGCAUGUGAUUAUUGCAAAAAAAGGAAAUUCAAAUGUAGUGGUAGAGCACCUUGCGACUUGUGCCUGAAAAAGAAGAUGGAGUGUACAUUCAGUAUUGUUGAUAGAAGAACCAUACGGAGGAAAAACAAAAAAAGAAGAACCAAAGCUGAAAAGGAUAGUUCCUUGAAUGCAGGAACAUACCAACCAGUCACGACUACAUCUUCAACUUCCCACGCAAAAGAGUUUGUUCAUAAAGUUGUCAAGAAUGAUCAAGUUGAUCGGAAAUCACUAAACAUGUUAAACAAGCUGUCGCAACUACCUAUACAUUUCCAACCAUUGACAAUGUUCCCAGUUACUGGAAAGUCUGAUGAAAGCGACGGAUCAUUUGAGAAAAAAUCGGAGUUGGAAGAAGGGGAACUGAUUGAAGAAGACGAUGACGAGUCGGGGGUUUCUAGCAGUGUUGAAGAGAGUGAUGGUGAAGGAGUAGUCAAGGACAAUACUGAAACAAAUGCAACUGAAUCAACAAAGAAACCACAAAGUACAUCAAACUCCCAUUCGCAACCCCAUUCUCAUUCACACUCGCACUCACACUCACACUCACAUUCACAUUCAAAAACUCACAACACACACAAAACACAUAGUUGGGCAGAAGAGGCCGAGCUGCAUCGUGUGCUUUUUGAUGCGGAAGGCAAUUUGAAAUAUGUUGGUGAAUCAGCUCCAUUAUCCUUUCUCUUUGAAUGCAGAAGCAUUUUUGCCAAAACUAUUGGUAAGUCAGAAUUCACCGAAGAACCUGAUUCGUUGGAAAUAUUUGACGAUACCGAUGAAGUUCAAGAAGUUGUGCAAAUGGCAUUACCGAGUCGUGAAAAUUUGAAAAGGAUAUUGCGGUUGUUUUUGAUAAAUGUCAACGAAGCUUGUUACUUGUUUGAUAUUAAACAUUUUGAAAAAACCGUCAUUACCCCUAUAUACAACAACUAUGGUGAUUGUUCAGUUGACCAAAUUUCUUUAAUGAAUUUAAUGAUUGGUGUGGGGCUCUUGUAUGCAGAAAUAAUUGGUGAUCCAAUCUGUCAAAAUAUGGAGUCUCCACAAAUGAAGUCAUCGGCUUAUUUCGAAUUUGGAAUCCAUUUGGCUAAAAAGUAUAUGAAUGUGGGUAAACUAUGGAUAUCUGAGGCCAUGGCACUUGCAUUUUUCUACUAUUCAUCAACGCAUCAACGAAGCACUGCAUGGUUGAUACUAGGUAUAGCAGUGAGGAAUGCUCAAGGAUUGGGUCUUCAUCGAAAAUUCAUCAAUGAGUCAUUUACUGACAAAGGGUAUGUCAGACAUAGAAGGAAAUUGUACAAAAGUUUGUACGUAUUGGAUCGUAUCACAUCGGUAACUUUGGGACGUCCCUUACUUAUUGAUGAUUAUGACUGGGAUGAUUUUGAUACUACUGAUAUUUACGAAUUGGAUGCCAAUGGUGAGCCUAUUGAGAAUUACAACUUGAAAGCAUUGAUUGAGACUACCAAAGUGGCAAAACUCAUUGGUAAAAUCAUCCGCCAAUUUUACAUUGAUGGCGUUGUCAAUACUAUCAAGGCAGAGAAGUUGGCGGUUGAAUUGAAGCAAUGGGCAUCAAAUUUGCCGGAAGAGUUGCAAAUGGAUAAAGCAGUGAAUGAUGAUGGUGAUCAAAAUCCCAAUGGAGAAUUUGAUGAUCGCAAGAUUUCACUAUUAUUGAUUCACUUGUCACACUUGUACACGGUUAUCCUUCUAUCACGACCUUUUUUCAUGUACAUCAAUUUCAAACUGAAUAAAAGUAAAAUAUUCCAAAAACCCAAGGGGAGACAAGAAAUUGCCAUUUGCAACUUUUGUCGAGCAGCAAUCAAAGCUUCGAGUUUGAUUAUUCAGUUGAUGGAAUGCUAUAUCAACUAUACCAGAUUUCUACCGGAAAGAUGCGAGUCAAAUGCAUUGAUUUCAUCCGUAUUGAUGGCAUCGUUAAUCACGGGCAUGACUGCAUUAUUCUUGGAGACUUACGACUAUAAAGACGAAAAGAUUACUAUUCAAACCAUGAUGAUUCAUUUAAAUUCUGCUAAGAGAGUGCUUCAAUUUUAUUCCAAGACUAAUAUCAUGGCAACUAGGUAUUAUGUAAUCAUAAAUCAAAUGCAAAAUACUUUGAUGGAAAAUUUCAACCUAGAUGUGAAUGGAAUUAAAAGGAAGUCAAGUAAACAAAAGAAACUAAAGAAGGAAGCAAAGGAAGCAAAGGAAACAACUCAGUUACUCACACCAUCGAAUGGGAACAAGUCUCAACAAAUGCACCAGUCACUACUGUACAAUUUGCCAAACAACCAGUUUGCCCACCCCAGCCAACCAAUGCAACAACAACAUCUGCAAAAUCUGCAAAAUCUGUACAACCUACAACAACAGCAACAACAGCAACCACGACAAUCAAAUAUUAAUCACAUAUCACCCAGUCUGUCCUAUGACUCAGGAAGAACGCCAACCUCAUCAUCAGCAACCACCGAAGAACAUUUCCUACCACACGAUAUAUUCAAUAAAGAUUACGACAAUUUUAUGGAAAAUUUCGGGUCCUUGUUGUUGCCCAUCGCGACAAUGGGUCUGAAUUUGACGUCAACUCAAGGUGUGGAUGGAUCAAGAUUGCCAGUGAAUGACUAUGGCGGUGGUGGCGUGGGAGGUGGCUAUGCUGCUUAUGGACAGGGAUCAGGGUCGGGGUCGUCGUCGUAUGAGUCGGCAAAUUUGGAUGAUACGGGGUCCAAUUUGUACAGCCAACAAUUUAGUCUACAAGAAAGGCCAUCACAACCACAGAAGCUUCGACAACAACCCCAGCAGCAACAGCAGCAACAGCAACAACAGCAACAACAACAUCAUCAUCAACAACAACAGCAGUCACCUGUUUUCAUGCAGCAGCCACAGACACAACCUGGGCAAGCUAUGGGAGGUGGUGGAUCCAAUUCUGGCAAUGCCACGGCCAACCAGCCUAGUGGAUCAUUUCCUGGUAUAGCGAGCGGACCUAACAGAACACCAAAUGAUGAUCUGUUGGACGAAUUCAUGUACACGCUGGGCUUGAAUGAUUUCUUAUACGAUUCAAGAACACUUGGUUAA